AUGCCGCGAGCCCAGAGGCCCAGGUCCGUGCAUCAGUGUUCGCAACAGCUUUCUCCUGUUAUUACCUUGUCAACAGCAGUAUUGGAGACACAAAGGACAGCUCUGCAUGAUGAUGCAGUGAAUGACUGGUUAGAUGUAAGCAAAAUGGAGGGGCUGCGAGCAGCACGCUCCCCGCGCUGCCUGCAACUCCCUUUUCUUACCCUCUGCUGCCAUCUAGUGGCCACUUGCCUCCUCUGCAUUGUCAUUUUCAUAGUGGGGCUGAAGUCUUGCCCCCUGGAAACUAGAGGAGAACAGUUACACAAACCACACAAUUAUGGAUCUUUCAUUCUUGGCUCGAGAGGUGUUGGAAAAUCUGCUGUGCCAUUUGUUCAAGGAAUUCUUGUUGCAAAAUAUGAUCCUAUGAUAGAAGAGUCUUAUAGAAAGCAAGUUGAAGUAGGUACACAAGAGCGUAUGCUUGAAAUCUUGACUACUGCAGGAGAUGUUCCAGUGAUCCUGGUUGGUAAUAAGUGUGACUUGGAAGAUGAAAGAGUUGUAGGAAAGGAACGAGGUCAAAAUCUAGCAAGACAGUGGAACUACUGUGCCUUCUUAGAAUCCUCUGCAAAAUCAAAAAGAAGCGUUAAUGAGAUCUUUUAUGACUUAGUGCAACAAAUUAACAGAAAAACUCUGGUGCCUGGGAAGACCUUCAGAAAGUCAUCAUGUCAACUGCUUUCGUAUACUAAAUGCAUGUAGCUCUGAGCCAGGUCUGAAAAACUGUUGCCCAAUUCAACAAUGCCAGCAUUCCAACUUUGUUA
Phacochoerus africanus (Common warthog) is the source of this 791-nucleotide messenger RNA. RefSeq names its product ras-related protein Rap-1b-like protein. Gene Ontology annotation, biological process: negative regulation of synaptic vesicle exocytosis; Rap protein signal transduction; cellular response to cAMP. Gene Ontology annotation, molecular function: GTP binding; GTPase activity; GDP binding. Gene Ontology annotation, cellular component: plasma membrane. Lineage: Eukaryota; Metazoa; Chordata; Mammalia; Artiodactyla; Suidae. The record is from RefSeq and is a predicted model, not a curated record.